CGAGAAGAUUUCCACACCCUCCGUUUGGACAGAGAGGAGGGAAUACACUGGGAGAGGGAGGCAGAGCUUCACCGGGAUACUGGGUUAAGACGGGGCCGAGAGGCUGAUAUGCAAAGAGGGGCGGAGAUAUGGGACCGGGAGGCGGGGCUAAGAAGGGGCAGAGAAGUGUCUCUGCACUGGGAAAGAGACCGAGAAGCAGAACUUCAGUGGGAGAGAGAACGAGAGGCAGAAUACUGGCACAGAAGGGCUACCGUAUCCCCCUACGGGCCUCACGGUCAUGAAUUACCAGCAUUUAACUUCGAUCCACUUCCCGCAGGCCAUCCUGCAUACCCUGAACCCUCCCGGUCCCACUCUCAUGCCCAUCUGGAUCUCAAAUACAGCAGCAGUUCCAGUGGAUACCAGACACCACACCAGACGUGCCCCUGCUCCCCCUACCAGCCGUCACCCUCAGAGAGUCGUGGCUAUGCCUCGGGUUACCAG
Molecule: messenger RNA, 480 nt
Organism: Sinocyclocheilus rhinocerous
Lineage: Eukaryota; Metazoa; Chordata; Actinopteri; Cypriniformes; Cyprinidae
Product: histone-lysine N-methyltransferase set1-like
Exons: 1
Source: RefSeq, a predicted model, not a curated record